Messenger RNA from Eremothecium sinecaudum, 633 nucleotides. It is a transcript of the gene RMP1, whose product is annotated as Rmp1p. Gene Ontology annotation, cellular component: ribonuclease MRP complex. Gene Ontology annotation, molecular function: rRNA primary transcript binding. Gene Ontology annotation, biological process: maturation of 5.8S rRNA from tricistronic rRNA transcript (SSU-rRNA, 5.8S rRNA, LSU-rRNA); nuclear-transcribed mRNA catabolic process, RNase MRP-dependent. The record is from RefSeq and is a predicted model, not a curated record. Bases 1 to 633 code for a protein of 210 amino acids. Lineage: Eukaryota; Fungi; Ascomycota; Saccharomycetes; Saccharomycetales; Saccharomycetaceae. The transcript has a single exon.
AUGUCUGAAAUUGGAAUUGCUCUUAGUUGCCUAUUACAGGAGUCGCGGCUAAUAAACCUCUUGUACCAUAGAAAUAAGAAUCAACACAAGGGCUCACAUUGGUGGGCAAGUCUGCACAUGUUGAAAUGUACCACUACGCAAGUUAUCAAUGUCCUACAAAAACCAGUAAAAUAUAGGAGGGAUUUGCUUCUGUUGUAUUCACUCCUGCGAAGAUUUUUGAAAACCCGACUGAAAAGAAUUUACUAUGAAUACAACACGCUCAUAUCUCAGGGGCAGUUCAUAACGCUUGGGGUUGUAUUACUAGGCGUCUUAGCUAGGGUAAAUUCCGUUUUUAAAGAGAUUAUGCAGCUUCAUAGCGUGGAAUUUGAAAGAUUUGCAUACAAAUCAAAUCCUAAAAAGGAAGAGGUGCAUGAUGUCGGACGCAAUGUUGAUGAAGAAAUAGGGACACUCAUAGAUGAUAGAAAGGAGGCCCGGCUAUUAACAGCGGAUGCCGAGAGAAUAAGAGGUAUUGACGCCACUGAAGCCACUAAAGAUACUAUUGUAAGUGGAACAAUGGUUACAAGUUUGAAUGUUCGCAAGAAAAAGAAGAAACAAAAGGCUAAACGUUCUGCAAUAGAUGAUAUCUUCGGCUAA